CGUGCUACGCUGUGAACGUGACUAAACUCAGUUUGCCGAAUGACGCAACGAAUCAACCUUUCUAAAACGUAUUUUAUGCGCCGUAUCGUAAUUUCGCCUUUUUCUCGCGCUACAGCCGGCGCUCACGCCUCCACCCUCCUUUGGCUCAUUCGCUUUUCCAUGAAAAACAAAGCGGCCAGGAGACGACAACGAAUUGACGCGCAGACGGUAUGAGUGUGCAGAGAGGAAAAAAAAAAAAAGAAAAAAGGAAGAGGUCGAAAGCGACAAAAAGUGUUUAACGUGGCGUAGUGUAGCGAACAGUAGCGGACCGGUUCUCUCGCUAAAUUAAAUUCAUUCACGUGCGAGGACUGCUAACUACAAACCCGUAAAAUGCCAUUCCGAAAUUAGAUCACGAGAUUGCGUGUCAGCAGUUGGAUCAUGAAUGAAUCUUUUUUCCGGAAUGUUUGCUUGCUCAUCGACGAACCCGGUCUCGCACAGGAUUGAAAAAGUGAAUGGGUCACGAACGCUCGAAUGACGAUCCUCAAAUCCACUUGCUGUAUAAUAACCUACUACUGACCAAGCAACGAUUGAAGGGUCGCAUGCGAGAAAUAGGCAGCUUCGUUUUUACCUAUCUUAUGGACUGACUGAUCUGGAAGAAGCUGUUUAAAAAAUUAAGGAAUGAUGAAAAAUUAAGAUACAUUCGUUUCCCGUGCUUGCAGACACAAUGACGCUUAUGAGCCUGCUCCUAUCUCUAUUAUUUGUCGCUAUGACUAAAUGUCAACCCAUAUCCUAUGUGUACGAUGAAAGAGAAUUGUCGCGGGACAAUCAUCCUCUCCUACUUCUCGUCGAUCAUCCAAUUCCAGACUUAGAGAAUGAAAUGUUCGACUCGGGAAACGAUCCUGAAUCAACGGUGGUCCGGACGAAACGAUUGGAAUCAAAACGCAUUGGAUCGUUGUCGAUCGUGAAUUCCUUGGACGUAUUACGACAGAGAGUUCUUCUUGAACUUGCCCGGCGUAAAGCUUUGCAGGAUCAACAACAAAUUGACGCAAAUCGACGUAUUUUAAAAACUAUCGGAAAAAGAUCGUUACCGCUUUACAACAAAGACGUGCCCAAAGCUAUCGAUUCAAGAAUAAGAAACGGAAUUGAUUAUGUGAUCGAACAGGAAGAGAAGAGCCAUGAUCGAAACGUGGUGCCAGAAAGGAUCCCUGACAGAAUGCAGAACUGGCUACGAAAUGACGAUUCCGCUUUUCGAGAAAGACAAGACGAUCAAAUGCGAAGGAUCCAAGCGAAUGAGCUACGUUUGCUGUAAUCAACACAAAGGAAGAUCAUAAUACACUAUCGCUAUAUUACGAUUUUUUAUCUAACAAGCUAAUGGAUUGCAUAUAGUUUAUCUAUUAUUCGUCAUAAUCCUCAGGUUUUAUCAUAUAUAUAUACAUAUAAUACAUACAUGUAUCUAUACAUUUUGUGCUGUGCAAAAUUCAUAAUUUAAUAUCGCGUUUCAUUCAUGAAUUAUACGCAGAUUAUUCAUGUGUCAAGCGUAAAGUAAAUAUUAGCGCAUGAAGUUACCAGUAGUGCAAAAAGUUUAACAAUCAGAAUAUAUCAGUAUUUUCUCCUAUCUCUUUUAUUUAAGUUUUAGUCAUCUUAAUUCUAAGUAAUUUUGUAGCAUCCAGAAGAGGAGGGAAAUAGAAAUACCAUGUGAAACAUAUGAUAUCAAUUUUCUUGUCUAUACUCAUACUUUUUUCUUCUCUAUACUAAUUAUACAAAACGAUUUAGCUUUAGCUCUCGGACUAGACGUUUUACUAUUUUCUAUUUCUUCCUUUUCAAUAGCGCAAAAAAAACACGAAACAAAACAGUAUUAUGCGUUGUGAUCCCUUAAAGUCUGCCCAACCAGUAAACCCCAGACAGAAGACAUUUUAUAUCCAAUUUUGGAUAUAAUUUAAUGUAAAUGUUUCUUCGUAUUAGUAUUAAGUUUUACGAACACGACGAUAGAAAUGUUUUAAAGUAUUUUAUUAUAAUUAUUUUGAAAUACGACUCUUAAUUAAAAUUAACUGCGAAGACGUGCAAAGGAAAAACAAAUUGUAUUUAUCUAUUGUACAGUAAAAUUUCUUGAACAACCAAGUAUUCAUGUAAUAUUUUGGUAAUCAUUUCAAACCGAACUUAGACGUUAUUUACAAAUAUAGAUCCAAAUGGCUGUAAAUUUAAUGUAAUGUAAUUAUUUAAAUAUAUAGAUCAAACGCUUUCUUCUCAACAAAUUUCACUCGUGAAAGGAAUAAAUGUAGUUAAGAAUAAAUGUUCCAUAGAACUAUCUCUUAAA
Molecule: messenger RNA, 2293 nt
Organism: Bombus pyrosoma
Lineage: Eukaryota; Metazoa; Arthropoda; Insecta; Hymenoptera; Apidae
Gene: Dh44
Product: diuretic hormone 44
Exons: 4
Coding region: 704-1288 (194 amino acids)
Cellular component (GO): extracellular region
Molecular function (GO): hormone activity
Source: RefSeq, a predicted model, not a curated record